AUGGCUCGUUCUCAGAAGAAGACGCGUCGUACUACUCGCAAAGAUACUGCCACUCGGGAAUACACGAUUAAUUUGCACCGUCGCAUUCAUGGCAUUGGCUUUAAACGACGAGCCCCGCGGGCCAUUAAUGAGGUGAGGAAAUUCGCUAGAAAAAUGAUGGGCACCGAGGACGUCAGGAUUGGUGUUCGACUGAAUGAGUAAUUGUCUUGACUUAUAUCUACUGUUUCAUUAAGAUUCCUCUGGUCUAAGGGCGUUCGCAAUGUCCCUUACCGUGUCCGUGUGAAGUUGUCCCGAAAGCGUAACGAGGAUGAAGAUAGCCCCCACAAGUUCUACACGCUUGUUUCAUAUGUUCCUUGCGCCGAUUUUAAGGGCAAGCAGAACAUUAAUGUCGAACCUGAGAAGUGA
Spirometra erinaceieuropaei is the source of this 405-nucleotide messenger RNA. The record is from the annotation of a GenBank genome assembly. NCBI's taxonomy places the organism in Eukaryota, Metazoa, Platyhelminthes, Cestoda, Diphyllobothriidea, Diphyllobothriidae.